Molecule: messenger RNA, 3200 nt
Organism: Pogona vitticeps (central bearded dragon)
Lineage: Eukaryota; Metazoa; Chordata; Lepidosauria; Squamata; Agamidae
Gene: KCTD8
Product: potassium channel tetramerization domain containing 8
Biological process (GO): regulation of G protein-coupled receptor signaling pathway; protein homooligomerization
Cellular component (GO): signaling receptor complex
Molecular function (GO): protein binding
Source: RefSeq, a predicted model, not a curated record
GUGCAUCUUUUUGACACGCCGCUGCGCCACAGCUUAAUACGACCAGGCAGUGCAGAUUGCAAACAGCAGAGGGCUGAGGAGCGGGAACCGUCCUGCUUCAGAAGGAAGCGCCCUAGGUUUGUAGCGCUAUCUUGAGAGGAAAGACCUAAGGAAAGAGCGAGGCGCCAAGGGGGAAUUGUUAUGGGAGAAGAGCCUUGGGGGCAGGGGGGAGCGAAGGAAGGAAAGAAAGAGAGCGUCUUUCCACCAGAGUUUGGCUUGACAAGCCGCCCCUUUCCUCGAGGACAGUCGUCGGGCGCAACGCACGAAACCCACUCCGCAGCUCAGGGGGGGAAAACCUGUAGUACAAUAAAAGGCGGGAUAAACGGAGGCGCGCUCCGGACGCUCGGCUCUUGAGGGGAAUGGUGUGAAGCGUAGAGACAAGAAAGGAGCUCCUUGGAGGGGGAACACGGAGGAGAAGGGGGGGGAAACAACCGCCUCGGAGUCGGUCGGGACGGCGGCGCUGGGCUGCACGUGGCGAAAGAAGAAGGUGGCUGGGUGGGGCGAAGCCGUCUGCCCGCCUCAGGCGUCCGAAGGGACUUUGGCUGGGCGCGGAGGGCGGCGGCCAUCCCGUCCGCGUUGGUGCGGUGAGCCGAGCUAGCUGAGGCAAAGUGGCCUCAGGUCGCCGUCGACAGCUGCCGCCGCCGCAGCAGCAACAGCCGUCAUGGCCUUGAAGGACAGCGGCGGCCCCGGCAGCGGCGGCGGCUCCACCGCCACUAUCCUGCCCAUUAGCGACAUGGUGUCUUCGUGUGCUUCGCCGGCGGCAUCAUCGGCGGGGGGCUGCGCUUUCCCAGAGGUGGUGGAGCUGAACGUGGGCGGGCAGGUGUACGUGACCAAACACUCCACGCUGCUGAGCGUCCCGGACAGUACCUUGGCGCACAUGUUCUCGCCCCGCCGGAGCGCCCCGCGGGAGCUGCCACGGGACAGCCGGGCGCGCUUUUUUAUCGACCGCGACGGCUUCCUCUUCAGGUACGUGCUGGAUUACCUGCGGGACAAGCAGCUGGCUUUGCCCGAGCACUUUCCGGAGAAGGAACGCCUGCUGCGCGAGGCCGAAUACUUCCAGCUGGCCGAGCUGGUCAAGCUGCUGUCGCCCAAGGUCACCAAGCAGAGCUCGCUCAAUGACGAAGGCUGCCAGAGCGAUCUGGAGGACGGCAACUCGCCGGGCAACGGAGAGCUCCUUCUCCCUCAGCAGCAGCGCGCCGGCGAAAAGCGCGCCGGCUUCAUCACCGUCGGCUACCGGGGCUCCUACACCACCGUGCGGGAUAACCAGACCGACGCCAAGUUCCGCCGGGUGGCCAGGAUCAUGGUGUGCGGCAGGAUCGCCCUGGCUAAGGAGAUCUUCGGGGACACCCUCAACGAGAGCCGAGACCCGGAUCGCCCGCCGGAGAAGUACACGUCCCGCUUCUACCUGAAGUUCACUUACCUGGAGCAGGCCUUCGACCGCCUGUCCGAAGCCGGCUUCCACAUGGUGGCUUGCAAUUCCACCGGUACGGCAGCCUUCAUUAACCAGUACAGGGAGGACAAGAUCUGGAGCAGUUACACCGAGUACAUCUUCUACAGACCUCCUCAGAGAACCAUAUCUCCCAAACAUGAACAUGAAGAGGGGAAGCAUGAAAAAAUUGCUGAUAAAGGAAGCGAGAGUGGAACAUCCUGCAAUGAGUUGUCAACUUCUAGUUGUGACAGCCACUCAGAAGCCAGCACCCCUCAAGAAAGCGCUUCUGGCACUCAGCAGCCUGCAGGGCAUCUGCCAAAUACUCUAACAUUGGAUCGGCCAUCCAAGAAGGCCCCAGUGCAGUGGAUGCCACCCCCAGACAAGCGCAGGAACAGUGAACUUUUUCAAACUCUCAUUAGCAAGUCAAGAGAAACAAACCUCUCCAAAAGGAAAGUGUGUGAGAAGCUAAGUGCUGAGGAAGAGAUGAAAAAAUGUAUUCAGGAUUUUAAAAAAAUCCAUAUUCCGGAUUAUUUUCCUGAACGGAAACGCCCAUGGCAAUCUGAACUCUUACAAAAAUAUGGGCUAUAGUUUUUCAAUAUUUCUUGACAUGUCGGUGAUGCAUUAGAUGUUUAAUAUGUUGCCAGUUUCUACUGAUGUACUUCUUUCUGGUCUACUCUUUGGAGUGAUUCCUGCUGCUUCUUUCUUUCUUUCUGUGAACUGGAUGUUGGAUAGGACAUGGGUUGACUCCUGCCCCUCCCUUUCUUUUUUUAACAGGACAAAUAAAAUCAAACUGAAAUAUUAUGGAUUCUUUUAUAAUAGUUAAAAUGUGCAUGACCAAGUCAUCAUGAUUUUCAGACUUGUCACUGGUAAAACAAAUAUAUCAUCAGAUCAUUCUUCGUUCUAAGGCCACAUAAUAGCAGUGAUACAAAUUUCUUUGGAAGAAUCAAAAUGGGGCUUAUGAUAACAGAAUUAAAUGCAAAAACUUUGAACAAUGUUAAUGCAAUAAAGCAAAUGCCUAUUUUGCAUGAGCAUAAUAGUGACAAGUAGAUCACAUGAGAAUAAGAGGUUUGUCUGCUGCUUGGAUAAAUAUUUUGUUCAAUACCAAGGCUAUAAAUGUAAAAUGACUUUGGAAUUGAACCUUGUGAGGAUUUGUGUGUGGCUGUGUGUUCGUUUUGUAAGGAUGGUGUAAAUAUGCCUUAUAAUGUUAUGGUUGCACCAACAUUAAUCUGUUAAUGUUUGCCAGGACUGUUCCAGUGAAAUGCAAAACUAUUAGCAGAUUGUGAAAAUUGGUUUGGCGAUCCAUAUUUUUUCUGUUUUCAUGUUAGUUAACAAAAGUGGAAAAAUAAAAAUAAUAAAAAGACCUUAAUGUAUUUGUUAAAAUGGGUCUACUAUUAGGUGUUCUUUUAUUAUUCUUCUGUUAUUAGUCUCAGCAUGCAUCUUCGGGUAUGUUUUACCAGGAGUUUUUGCAGUGUUCUCAUUAUAUCACCCAAUUGCAAGUAGUGUGUUUCAGUAAAAAAAAUGAAUAAUGUUUGGGGUGUGAGUUUUAAUUAAAAUGUUCAAUAGAGAUUUAGUAUGAUGGAAAAGAACAGUGCUAUUGUUUGCUCUUCAGUACAGUAGCAAUAACAUUUAAACCAAAAGUACAUGAAGAGCAUUUUACUUGACAAAAGAAAUAAUCUUCUGAUGGGAAUUUACCAUUACAAUGCUAAAUUUAAGUUGCCAUUUAUCAAAAGUA